Molecule: messenger RNA, 1733 nt
Organism: Syzygium oleosum
Lineage: Eukaryota; Viridiplantae; Streptophyta; Magnoliopsida; Myrtales; Myrtaceae
Product: NAC domain-containing protein 21/22
Exons: 3
Coding region: 664-1434 (256 amino acids)
Biological process (GO): regulation of DNA-templated transcription
Molecular function (GO): DNA binding
Source: RefSeq, a predicted model, not a curated record
CUCCUGCACCAUGCGUGCCCAUCUUGACUUCUACUUUCGGGUCGCUUUUAUGUCCCAUACUUGUUUGUUCCAGUGCAGAGAGGUUCAUGCACUUGCUCGUGCAUACAUCAAAAUCAACAGAUAACUUUUUCUUAUUUGUUUUAUCAGGAAGAACCAAUUAUAGAUCGGUUUUGCAGUGUUAAUACUGUUGUUCAUCAAUUGGGGUCAUUUAAUUCUUUUUUGUUCCAUUUGGAGAAGGAAACAAGGUUAGAGUGGGGUGUAGUGUAUUUCUGGGGUGAGGCGAUAGCAACUGCACUGGCCAUAAAUAGACACAUUCAUAUUGAUUCAUAUGCGUGCUUGUCCUCAGCUUGGUGGCUCAGAAGAUUUGAAAUACACGGUUUCAUCUUACCUAUUCGAAAGCAAAACAAAUUACAGUGUGUGAUCUUUCAGGAAUUUAUUGUACUUGUUUGAUGAAGACAAGCACGAUAGUAGCUGCUUUGACCUUAUCAAGUCUCUCACUUUUUCCAGCUGUAUAUAACAUUGCAUUUCUUGCCCCUAGAUGCUUCCAUAGAAUCUUAACAACAUAAUCAUUCUAUAAAGUGAAGUCGUGAGUUCAAUUACCACUCCACAUCACUGCAAGUUGUUACAUGAAUACCUUCUGUACGUGCACAUCCAACGGUAUAUAUGCCGAUGUCGAUACUUCAAGAAUCAAAAACGGCAUGUGUGGGAGGGAAAGAGUGGUACUUCUACAGCCGACGUGACCGAAAAUACGCGACCGGGCUCCGAACAAACCGUGCGACGGCGAGCGGGUAUUGGAAGGCCACGGGGAAAGACCGAGCAGUGCUUAGGAAGGGAACGCUCGUGGGCAUGAGAAAGACUCUGGUGUUUUACCAAGGAAGAGCCCCCAAAGGCAGAAAGACCGACUGGGUGAUGCAUGAGUUCAGAGUUGAAGGUCCUCACGGCCCUCCAAAUAACACUAAGAUUUCUCCUCUCAAGGAAGAUUGGGUGUUGUGUCGGGUGUUCUUCAAGAACGUAGAAGUGGCCACCAAACCGAGCGUGGGGAUGGUCAGUUGCUACGACAACAGAGGCACUUCAUCUCUCCCGUCGUUGAUGGACUCCUUCAUCACCUUCGACCAAACACAAACUCAACCCAACCUUAUAAGCAACAUCGAGCAAGUGCCCUGCUUCUCCAUUUUCUCUCCAAGCCAAGCCAAUCCAAUCCAUGUGGAACCGAGCAUGCCCACUAAGAACAUCCUUAACGCAUCCGCAUUCGGGGCAAUGCCCGACUUCAGCUCUUGUAAUAAUCUGGAACCCUACACCUGUGACAGGAAGGUGCUAAAAGCCGUCUUGAAUCAGCUCACCAAGAUGGACUCCCCAAGCUUGGGAGAUCAAGGGAGUUCCGAGAGCUUAUUGUCCGAAGUGGCCAUGCCCAACAAUAUGUGGAAUCAUUUCUGAAUUUUGGAGAGGCUUGAAAAGAGAGAGCAAAAGAAAAAGAAAAACUUAAUUUGCCUUUAGUCUUAAUAUUAGUCUCGCACCCUCCAAAAAGGAUGAUUAAUGUAAAGUAUUAGUUAUCCAUGUGAUGAUUGAUUAUCUCCGUUUGGAAGUGCAUAUCUAGGCCGUGGCGUCGUUUCAUUGUCGACUUUGGAUGUGCUCUAUACUAACUCUCGAUUGUAAUAUCAUCUUUGUCAAGUUAGGUGAAUUGUUGAAUUGUGAUUUUCAAAGUUCAAUCAUUAAUUGGGGUAUAUUGUUAUGUA